This is a messenger RNA of Colletotrichum scovillei, 3447 nucleotides long. RefSeq lists its product as uncharacterized. The record is from RefSeq and is a predicted model, not a curated record. The transcript has a single exon. Bases 1198 to 3243 code for a protein of 681 amino acids. NCBI's taxonomy places the organism in Eukaryota, Fungi, Ascomycota, Sordariomycetes, Glomerellales, Glomerellaceae.
CAAGGAUUACCCCGAGGCUCUCCAGUGAAUUCAAGCAAGCGACCUUCAUCAACCUCCACUGAACGCAACGCGAGGCGAGAGCCUCAGCAACCCGACCAGCCUUGCGACUCGACAAAAGCUUGGUUUACCCUGAGCAUUCGCGCAGCUACGAAGAGAAACUUGAUCACAACUCUGCGCUCACAACAAGACUCAAUCAUUUUCACUUGACUUCAACCCGGUCCCAAAGCUAUUCUUCUUCCUAACCCAUGCCAAAGUGUCGUGCGUUGGCGGCCGAAGGCGCGACUCUGAGGGAGCAGGCGGUUCUCCAACGGGUAAGUGCGAUUUUGCUUCUCUAGACCUUUCAUAUCCUUCCCCAACCCCCAACACACAUUUCUUACGCGCAGUGAUGACUACUGGUAAAAGGUCCGAUCGAAAAGGAUUCUUCUGGGUUUGUUGUCUCAUCUUGUUACCGUUCAAUGGCCGUUCUUGAUGAAUGAGCCACGUCCUCAUCCUUGCAAGGCUUUCGCCAAGCGAAAAGCAUACGCGACGAACGGAGCUGCUUAAAGAAUGCAGUGUACCAAUCCAGGAUCGAGAAACGACAUAAACAUGACCUCAUUUUGGAGUUCUGCUACUAGUUACCCAAACGGAGUAGGACCAAAGGCUCAGGAAGACAAGUAAAAUGGUUCAAGAUGAGACUACGAACCCGCUGCGGUCCCCAAUAUGAAGACCAAAAAGACUGAAAAGACCUGAGCGCACACUUUAUUUCUACAACUGUCAUCAUUUGGCUCCAACUCGUUUUGCAGGACAUUCCGGGUCCCGUCUAACGUCAGGUUGAACUUUAAGCUAACCUUACUUCAGUAGAACCCCCCUGUCGUGCACCUCUGGCCACCUAAUCUCCAAGUCCCAGACCAUGAAGACUAAGGAACCCAUCCUCACUGUGUACUUCUUGCUCGACACGUUGUUCUGAAUUCGAAUUGGGACGCACUACUCAGCUGAACUUUUGCCAACGGUUCUCUGAGACACUCAAAUAUCCAAUCUUAUCAACGUAUCUUCGUUGCCUUCAGCACUUGGGCAACGGCCUUUCGUCCUUCAGAGCAGGUCUGGCUAGGCAACAAGGCUUCUGAGACUCACUAACCCCGACUCUGCGUCCGUGGAAACCCAUCUUUCAGCAAGUUGAUACCAUCGAGACAUCUUCAUGAAGAACCAGGCCCCUAGGAGAUGGAGUCCCUUGGUCAGCAGUCUACAAAACGGUGUGCGGAAGACGGGUGCGAUUCCAAUGCUCUUAAUGGGAUUCUUUGCCUACGCCAUCAAGCAGAAAGGAGGAUUGCUCGAGCCAGUGCUGCGCAUCUUGCUACCGGCUCAUCUGGACGCGCGCCCUCAAGGCCCUCAGUGGUGCAGAACCCAUCGCAGAACAUUGGGCGAGCUAGGCAUGACGACCAGUCGAGAAGCAGCCAGUCCCAUUCGCGUGGCACGGAUUUUCGAGACGAACCAGUACACGCUUCUCAGGGCGCCUAUGCCACUGUCAGAAGGACGAAUCUGCCGCCAGAUCUCAUGGGAAAACUGGCAAUGACAGCCAGAAAGACAGCUAGCGCAAAAGCUCCCCCCAAGAAGCGCAUGGAAGAAGAGACUCAUCCAAGGUUCCACACUACUUCUGCGCAAACUCACACUCCUGAGUCUGUCUCACCAACUAACCACGAAACUCUCCCUCCUGGCACGUUCAAUCCCUUUCGGCCACUUCUUAAUCAAGUGCAUUCGCCAUCACAAGACCAGACGAAGCGAUUAUCUGGCAGUACCGAUCCAAACCAGCGCGUAUCGCAGACGUCUGCAGUCGUCGAACAGGUGCAACCCAGGGGAAAGAAGACGUGGGGAUACAACUCGGCACGGGCUUCUUCAGGGGGAUAUCGACCCGGUCAAAGCUCUCGAGCAUCUCAAGAGUCCGUGACGAUGCCGGGCACUAAGAAUGCAUCGCAUGCCACUCGCGAUUCGAGCACCCGGCCGGAUACUGAAAGCCACAGAAGUCAACUUGGAGGAAGGACUUCCAUUGCACCAUCGACAUCUACGCUAUCUGGAAACAGAAGCUUCGAUUCGCUGCCUCACGUCAGUACUAAGAGUCUGCCGCCAAUGCAUGUGAAAUCAGCGCCAUCGGCAUCACGAUCAGCUUCCACAAGCAGAUUCACGUCUUCGGCCGGCAAGCGGAGAAGGCUUGACAGUACUGACACAACAUCCGAGUCAUCGUCGUCAUUCAGCUCUUCUGAUGGUGAUCUUGAUGACGAUGAUGACGAGAUUGAUGACAGGGCUCCAGAACAGGCAAAGGUAGUCAUUGGGCAUCCCCGUUCGUCCACUUACCUCGGAGCCACAGCAACUUUGGAUACUUCACAAUCCACAUCUUCUUUGGGACUUCCUGGUGCCAAUCUCGAGGCGUCACGUCCACGUUCUUCGACAAAUGAGGAUGCCACUCGCCUGGGUGCCGUGUUUAGGCCCAUUGUGCUCAGCUCUUCCUCUGACGAGGACGAAGAUGGUAGACGGGAGAGAGGUGGGAGAAUACGGCAGCCAAAACUUGCCAACGGGCAGAGUCGUAAUCACGUCCUUUUGCCGAAUGGCACACUUCGACAAGGCUCGACACGAGGGAGGGCCGACCAGCAGAAUCGCAACCAACAGGAUCUGAAGUCCAGUUUCUCUCGCAAAACGAAGAAACUGACCUGCGAACAGCGUCGACUCCAGCUUUGCGCUGACUUUGAAUUCACCAAGUUCGACGCCAUGAUAUAUAGCCAGCCCGACGCCACGAGACCUCCUCUGGGGGUGUAUACUCUGGCUGCGCCAAUAGAGACCUCGAAAGGAGCCUCGACACCUGGUGCAGAUGAUGGCCGCUUCCAUAUGAAGCUUGACCCUCGCAUCCAUUGGCCGCAUAAUCGCAGCGACCAGUGGUACAAGUCGAAGAUGGAGGAAAUCAAAGCCCGAGGUGGCCGUAAGGCAAACUUCGGCAAAGCAGCUAAGCGCAUGCGACAGCAGCGUUUGGCAGAAGAGCGCCAGGAAGAGGAAGAUAAGUUGGCCGUCGCGAGGGGCGAGCCACGGCCUUGGUCGCACCAUAGACACAUGGACUUCGGCGAUGUCCCUGAAGAGGAGUUGCCAAUCUAUGUCCGCAGGAAUGAGGAGUGGGUGCGGGGAGCGGCCUGGAUGCGCAAGAUCCAUGAAGAGAGUCGGCAGAGGGAUGCUCGUCGUGCCGCUGAGCUCUUCAAGGAGCAUCUCGCCUCAAAUGGUCGGUGACCUGAAGUACGAUGAUCAGUGCAGCCGAUUAAGGGCUGCAAGUCUGUGUCACUCUCAUCUUUACGAGGCAUGGGAACAGCGACAACGGGACUGGGAAUGCUCAGCAUGGAGUUUGGUCUGCUUUUCGUUUCCUUAUCCUAUUUCAUAUCGAUGAUACCUUGAUCUCGCCGUAGCCCGGCUAGGUCUACACGCAUAAUUUCGGAG